Molecule: messenger RNA, 279 nt
Organism: Ilex paraguariensis (yerba mate)
Lineage: Eukaryota; Viridiplantae; Streptophyta; Magnoliopsida; Aquifoliales; Aquifoliaceae
Source: the annotation of a GenBank genome assembly
AUGAUAAACACCACAUUUACUGUAUAUCACCAUGGAAGAUGUUUUUGGGCCACCGGAAAAGAAGGGUUUGUUGUUGAAGAAAGAGAGGAGGAAAGGCUCAAAGACAAUCUAGCUGCCAACUUCAGCAGGGAACUGGCUGACUAUAUAAUUUAUAAUAUAGAUGUAUCCGGUGGUGAUAAGAUCCCUCGAAAAGGAGGCCCAGGGAUCACACAAACCGACCUCCUUGUAUGUGUCUUAUUCAUCUACUACCUGAUGUUUGGGGCUUUAAACACCAUUUAA